Molecule: messenger RNA, 3057 nt
Organism: Asterias rubens (European starfish)
Lineage: Eukaryota; Metazoa; Echinodermata; Asteroidea; Forcipulatida; Asteriidae
Exons: 6
Coding region: 470-1927 (485 amino acids)
Source: RefSeq, a predicted model, not a curated record
AUGAGUCCAUGACUGAGUUAUACGCUAGGGUGUCUAUACAGCUCGCAGUAAACGGCACAAGUGAAACUCAUUUCAAGUUUAUUAGCCAUUAGGACACAUAUCGAGUCCACAGUAGACGAAUACGCUGGAAUUGUGUUUAGAAAGUGAAAUCACUUCAAGUUUAUAGCCAGUGGGACACAAACUGAGUCCGUGAGUGAGGGAUACGCUGGGGUGUCUACAACUCGCAGUAAACGGCACAAGUGAAACUCAUUUCAAGUUUAUUAGCCUUUAAGACACAUAUCGAGUCCACAGUUGACGAAUACGCUGGAAUUGUGUUUAGAAAUCGCAGUAAACGGCACAAGUGAAACUCAUUUCAAGUUUAUUAGCCGUUGAGACACAAAGUGAGUCCGUAUUUUACAAAUCGCAGUGAACGGUUCAAGUGAAACCCAUUUCCAACUUAAUUAGCCAGUGAGAACAGCUACUCUGCAGAAUGGGUAGAUCCACGCUAAGGAUGUGGCAUCUUGAAGAGUCGACACACAGAUACUAUGUAAAUGCUAUUUUCUAUAUCUGGCUUGGUGCUGGACUUCUAGCAACCAACAAUUGUGUGGCACAGCAGACCACUCAGUCACUCAGCAGUAGCACACAAGUGACACCGAAUAAUGAAGAGGUAGACCUACCGACAGAAUUUACAGAGCACUUAGUGAAACUGAAGAGCCACUUCUGCAGUUGCCCGGUAGCAAAUGGUACCAAUCCUCACAGCCUGUGUUAUGGUUUGUGUUCCGACUCCGACUCCUCUACGGAAGAACUGGAAUGUUUUGAAGGAGAUCAACAGCAGUGGAAAACUUGCUGUAUGUCACAGAGAGACACUUUGAAAUUCGUCUGCGGAUAUCAAGAUGCCAUAGUGUGUGCUGAUGAGGAUCAGAUAUGUAUGAUGAAUGCAACUCUUCAAGGCAAAUUUAACCAUUCAUUCUGCGUCUGCAAGAAAGACAGUGCAGCAAACAAUACCAAUAAAGAUGGCAGCUGCGUGGUGGAUGAAGGCACAUCACCCACUAAUAAUACUACAGUCCUGGUGAUAGUGAGUUGUCUAGUGGUCGUUUUAGUCAUUCUUGCCAUCGUCUUGAUCUGCUGCGUGUGUCGAAGGUGGGGGACGCGCUCCAAGAGACGAUCGAGAACUUCUACAUUGAAGCUGGAUAAACCAGAAGAUCUUGAAUACGCAUACGCGUACGGUCACCGAGAUCGACCACUAAGCGAGUUACAAGCGACAGAUGACCCCGAUCUCGAUGCCGAUCAAAUUGACCAUUACUACUGCCACCUUAAGCAAGAGGGACGGCCGAACGGACAGGGCAAAGGUCAAGACGACUCCGGACCCGGCCAGAAAGUUCUCACGCAAGACAGGGAUGACAAAGAGUCUGAUAUUGCACACACGUAUUUCGUGCGAGAGAAGAUGUCAACUGAUGAGCCUGCCGAGAUGUGCGGUGAUGUGGAUGAGAAAAUGUCACCAACUGUUGACGAAAAUGACAUUAGCCAGGGCUCAUACAGGGAACAGUCACCGAAAACGGAUUCUGGGUAUGAGGUUGCUAAAAUUAUUGAACCGACAGACAAACCUAAAGCGCAACGGCACAUCAAAAGUUCUGGGUAUGAAGUUGCUAAUGAGCAACGUCAUGGUGACGUCACUACGACAGCAUCCAAUCAGGAGGAAGCACCCAAACAAAAUCGUGACUCUGGGUACGAGGUUGCAACUGUGACGUCAACAGGAAAUGGCGAAGAGGGAAGAAACGUCCCCGAUCGUCACAGCUAUGUCACAUUAGAACCGCCGAACAGAGAACAAUCACCGAAUACGGAUUCUGGGUAUGAGGUUGCUAAAAUUAUCGAACCGGAACUUCAGGAUGAAUACGAUCAUCUUGAACGUAAUGAACCUUUUAAACCAAGAGAGGGCGCGAUUCCUUAAACAAUAAAAAGAGUGGCAGAACAUUAAGUUGGUAAACAUAAUGUAACAGCUUUGCACAAAAUUGACUAUAAAAUUAAUUGUCAUUGUGACAAACAAUAUUUUUUGUUUUGAAAUUACUGUUAAGAAACAAUAAUAUUAUAAAGGUUUGUUGUAACAUUCCAAGUCACCAUUAAUGCUUUUAUCGAUUAGCCUAAAAAUACCACGAGCACAACAUCCUUGGCCCGUAAACGGAAAUAGUUAUUUUCAUGAAGUUCCGAAAAACAUUGAAUUUAUAGAUGUACAUAAAUUUAAAGGUACAGGACACUAUUGGUAAUUACUCAAAAUAACUGCUAUCAUAAAAACUUACACAGUAAAGAGCAACGAAGAGCUUUUGAUUAACGGCUUUCGCUGAAGUAACGUAGUUUUUGAGAAAGAAUUAAUUUUUCAAAAAAAUAUUUGAAUUGAAAUCGAGACCUCAUCAACUUCCAUUUUUCUCUCGCAACUUCGACGACCGAUUGGGUUCAAAUUUGCACACGUUUUUAUCUGAUGCAUAUAAAUAUUGUUGAGAUUCAAGUGAGAAGACUGGGCUUUGACAAUUGCCAAAGAUAGACACAUAAGUUCUCCUGUUGUUUUCAAUGUAAACAAAAACCACACAACCAUGGAAGGAAGGCAACCAACCGUGUGUUACAAGAGAGAGAGAGAGAAAAAAAAACGAUCAAGCAACUUUAUCAGUGGUUUGAUAUGAUUCUAAAUGCACAUGAUACCCAAUUGUAUAAAUGAAAACUGUUAUAUUACUUUGCGUUUCCAUAAGACUAUGGUGACGGGAUAAUUUGUGCUGUAUAAAAAGGUUAGUACUGAUGUACAAUAUAAUUAAAGAACAGUUUCAAGGAAAGCAAUUAAAAACACAUCGACGCUGCAAUAACAGUUACUUCUCAUUCAACGGUCGAAACUCUCUACUCUUUGCAAAAAGUUACUUUUAGUUACAUUGAUAACAAGUUCAUUUUGUUGUCCUCAGAUCCAACGAUUUCCACCAAAAUGUUUAAGGACAUUCUCUGAUGUUUGCACUGAAUAGUAUAGAUGACGUUGCAUCACUUUUAUUUAGGUAGGACUUUAAAUACUUUAAGAGUUUGUGGAAACAGAUUAGUCUUCAA